Molecule: messenger RNA, 273 nt
Organism: Acomys russatus (golden spiny mouse)
Lineage: Eukaryota; Metazoa; Chordata; Mammalia; Rodentia; Muridae
Product: 40S ribosomal protein S27-like
Exons: 1
Coding region: 1-273 (90 amino acids)
Biological process (GO): ribosomal small subunit assembly; translation
Cellular component (GO): ribosome; cytosolic small ribosomal subunit
Molecular function (GO): structural constituent of ribosome; RNA binding
Source: RefSeq, a predicted model, not a curated record
AUGCCUCUGGCUAGAGAUCUAUUACACCCUUUCUUGGAAGAGGAAAAGAAAAAACAUAAGAAGAAACAGCUUUUUCAGAGCCCAAAUUCUUACUUCAUGCAUGUGAAAUGUCCAGGUUGCUACAAGAUUACUACAGUUUUCAGCCAUGCUCAGACAGUGGUUCUUUGUGUAGACUGUUCAACAGUGCUGUGCCAGCCCACAGGAGGAGAAGCCAGGCUCACAGAAGGCUGUUCGUUUAGAAGAAAGCAACACCGAUCAUGUACGAGUUCCUGA